UCUCUGCAUGCCUGUUUCCUUUCCGUGCUUGCACCACUCACAAUCAGAUGGGUGUGCAGUGAGGCAGCCGGCGGAGCUGAGACCUCAGUCCUGCCCUGGGAGCGUAGGCAAACAUGGCCCUGCAAUGGAUGUUUCUCCUGCUCCUCACACCUCUGCUGGCAGCACAAAAUCAUGAUAAGCCCUCUCCGAACACUUAUGGAAAAUCCCUGGAAAAAGGAAAAUGUAAAGCUCCCUCUGACUGGGACUCCAGACUGCGGCUGUACCCGGAGAGGAGCAGCUAUGACUUGAACGAAGUGGUGCUGCUCAGGUGUGCUGGGAAGUUUUUGCCAUCUGUACCACAGAUUCAGUGCAUUUCCAGAGGGGCACAGGCCAUGUGGAAUGAGACUGCCACCUGCAAAGAGAGAUGCCAGCAGCCCCAGUGGAACUCAGAGCUCCAGUUUAGCCCAAACCAGAAUUUUUACUGGGUCGGUGAAGAGGUGACACUGAGCUGCUUUCUGAACGAUGCUCCUCCCCUUGCUGUGAUCAGAUGUGCAAACAGGACUCCUCCAAAACAGAACAAUGCCUGGGAGGUGUUGGCAAUUGGGGGAACGUGGCACAGGUUGACACAGAAGCUGACCUGUACCAUGGCAAAAUGCCCAAAACCUCAAUGGGAUGCACAACUUCAGUUUUCAGAGAGCAAAACCGAAUACCCACAGAAUACAGAACUGACGCUGACUUGUCCCAAAGGUCUUGAGCCCUCCUUCUCCAAGGUCAAAUGUACAAAAGAAUUUCAGAGAGUGAGUUCUGGAAAACCAGAUUAUGUGGAUGCCUGGUGGGGCAGGAACAGCAGAGGUGCCUGGACACGCAUUGAGAGGGAUGUCCUGUGUAUGGAAGGGUGCCAAAGGCCCCCAUGGGACUCCAGACUGCAACUGGUACCAGACCAGGAGAACUAUGAGAAGGAGGAGAAAGUGAACCUGAGCUGCCCUGGAGGUCUCCAGCCAACCUACACUGAAAUCAAAUGCCAGAGUGGACUGCAGGACUAUGAUGAUGAUGUGAUACCAUAUUCUGUAGAAAAAGAAGUUUGGCAUGCAAGAGACUCCAGAGGUGCCUGGGUCCCCAUUCAGUCCAGUGUGAAGUGCAUUGAAGGGUGCCAAAGGCCUCCAUGGGACUCCAGACUGCAACUGGUACCAGACCAGGAGAACUAUGAGAAGGAGGAGGAAGUGAACCUGAGCUGCCCUGGAGAUCUCCAGCCAACCUACACUGAAAUCAAAUGCCAGAGUGGACUGCAGGACUAUGAUGAUGAUGUGAUACCAUAUUCUGUAGAAAAAGAAGUUUGGCAUGCAAGAGACUCCAGAGGUGCCUGGGUCCCCAUUCAGUCCAGUGUGAAGUGCAUUGAAGGGUGCCAAAGGCCCCCAUGGGACUCCAGACUGCAACUGGUACCAGACCAGGAGAACUAUGAGAAGGAGGAGAAAGUGAACCUGAGCUGCCCUGAAGGUCACCAGCCAACCUACACUGAAAUCAAAUGCCAGAGUGGACUGCAGGACUAUGAUGAUGAUGUGAUACCAUAUUCUGUAGAAAAAGAAGUUUGGCAUGCAAGAAACUCCAGAGGUGCCUGGGUCCCCAUUCAGUCCAGUGUGAAGUGCAUUGAAAUCCUCAAGGUUGACCCCAACAACUCAGAGGUUUCCAGCAGCAGCAUCAAACUGAAGUGGACCUGCAGGUUCCCUGAUGCCUGCCAGGGCAUGAGGGCCAUGUGCCGGCUGGCAGCGCCUUCCUCCCCUCCCUGUGAGGCUAAGGAGGUGAAAGGAGAGCAGAUGUUACAUGGCCAGGAGGGAACAUUCACCUGCUCCCCUUUGCAGCCCUUCACUGAGUACCGUGUCACCAUCGACUUGCCCCCCAACACAACCCUUUUCUCAUGGUUGUUCAUGACAGAGCAAACAGUGCCGGACAAACCGGAGCAACUGUGGCUGGAUCCUGACAGGGGCUCUCUCAGGUGGAACUCGCUGCCCUCCUGCAACGGGGAGAUCAUCGGAUACCAGCUGAGCAUCACAGCCAGGAACGCAGCGGACAGCAGCGUGCUGGAGACGGAGCGGCUGCGGCUCAAUGGCUCCGUCACUGAGCUGCGGCUGCCGGAGCACAGCCCUGGCAGCAGCUACGCCGUGACCAUCCAGGGACUGACGGCUGCCGGAGCCGGGGCUGCGCUGGCCAAGGAGUUCCACAGCAGCAGCAGCAGCAGCAGCAGCUCCGACACCCCGGGGCCCCAGGGCAUCAGCUGCCGCAGCGCCCGCGACAUCGCCCCAUGGCAAGGCACGGCCGUGCUCGCCCUGAGCCCCAUCGCCCGCGGCUCCGGAGCAGCCAGGGAGCACCAGCUGCUCGUGGCCCCGACGCACAACGGCUCGGUGAUCGAGGGCAUGUGCUCGGGGCAGCCGCAGCUCCUCAACGCCAGCGUCUACGUGGCCGCUGUUCUCAACCUCAGCGCCCCCACGGACUUCGUGCUGGGCGACGGCAGCCGCGGGCAGGGCGAGCACAACGCUGCGCUCCGCCCGGGCUGCGGCUACACGGCCCUGCUGCGCCUCGCCCGCCGCUCGCCGCAGGCAGAGAAGUUCACCUGUGUCUGCUACAGCUUCUCUCUUGGGCAGGAGCCAUCAUCUCUACUGGACAGGAAGCUGGUGGUUAUGGCAGUAGCACUGACUGUUGCAUUCCUGGCACUGGGAAUUGUGCUGUUUUUUGUGGUCUUCAGGCUAAAGCACAACAGUUCAAAAGCCUCGGAGAACAACAGCACUAUACCCCUGAGAGGAUGUCAAAAAGAUGUACGCAAGCCAAACACACUGAUCCCAGUGGAGGAACUGCUGGAGGCUCUGAAGAUGUUUAAGAGGGAAGAAAUAGAGGCAGAGCAGGCAGAAGAUGAAUCAGUCAACAGGCAUGGUGCUGGGCUUCUUAGAGAAUAUCAGUCAUUGUCCUCCACUUUGUUGCACCCCUGCAAUGCUGGGAAGGAGCUAUGUAAUCAAAACAAGAACCGCUACAAGAGCAUCAUCCCAUAUGAUCACUGCCGUGUGGUGCUGCAGCCCUCUGACACCGGGAAUGACUACAUCAAUGCCAGUUAUGUGGAUACCUACAGAAGUCCUCGCUUCUUCAUUGCAGCUCAAGGCCCUUUGGCUGGGACAGUGGUGGAUUUCUGGCACAUGGUCUGGCAGGAGAAGACCUCAGUCAUUGUGAUGCUGACAGGCUUAGUGGAGCAGAACAAGAUCAAGUGUGAGCAGUAUUGGCCAGAGCAGGAGCAGGUCUACGGCGACUUCACCGUGACACUCAACAACACCUGGACCACCACGGGCCUUGUCAAACGCAUCUUCUGCCUGCAGAAGGCAGGCUGUGCUCUGCCAAGAGCAGUGGAGCAGUUUCACUACCUGCUGUGGCCGGACCACGGGGUGCCAAGAAACGCGUCGCAGCUGCUGUGCUUGGUGGAGGCGGUGAACAAGAGGCUGCUGGAAGCACCUGCUGGACCCGUGCUGGUGCACUGCAGCGCCGGGAUUGGGCGCACGGGUACCUUCAUCGCCCUGGACUUCCUCUUGAAGAUGGGCAAGGCCGAGGGGAAGGUGGAUGUGUUUCACUGCGUGCAGCAGCUGCGGGAGCAGCGGGUCAGCAUGGUGCAGACCAAGGAGCAGUACAGCUUCCUGUACGAGGCGCUCCUCGAAGGCUUGCUCUGCGGCAACACCGGGGUCCCAGUGGAGAGCAUCACCACCCUUGUGCACUCCCUUCGAGAGGAUGAGACCACAGGCCACACCAGAGUCCUAGAGAAGGAGUUCAAGGCCCUGCAGAGAUUUUCUGAGUUGUUCCAGCUGCUGCCGUGCAGAGAAGCAGAGAAACCCAGCAACCAACCCAAGAACCGCAAGCCAGGGAUCCUGCCAGCGGAUUCCUGCCGGCCCAUCCUGAUGUCCUCGGUGAACGCAGACGGCUCUCCCGCUUACAUCAACGCCGUGUUCGCCAGCACGUACACCGAGGAGGAGAGAAUCAUCAUCACCCAGCUGCCUUUCCCCACCACGCUGGUGGAUUUCUGGGCUCUGGUCUGGGAUUACAGCUGCACGUCGGUAGUUGCGCUCAAUCAACUCCAGGAGCUGGACAAGACAUACGUGCAGUUCUGGCCCACCCAGGGCGAAGAUGACUACGGCCGUUUCCACGUGCAGCUGAUCUCAGAGGAGCCUGGGGCUGGCUUCACAACAUGGACACUUGUCCUCAGCAACAGGCAGCAGCCCAAGAAAUCUGCAGUGGAAAUCCAGUUACAUCAACUGACAGACUGGCCCAUGCAGCAGCGUCUUCCCCCACACCCUGACACCAUCAUCAGCUUGCUGGGGAAGGUGGAGACACACCAUCGGCAGAGCCAAGAUGGACAUAUCCUUGUCACCUGCUGGGACGGAGCCAGCCGGAGUGGGAUCUUCUGUGCUGCUGGGUUCCUGUGCGAGCAGAUCCAAAGUGAGGGCAUGGUGGAUGUAUCCCAGGCUGUGAGGAUGCUGAAGAGACGGCGGAGACAGUUCAUUAAAGAUGUGGAACAGUAUGGGCUUUGUUAUGAGCUAGCCCUCAGUUACUUGAAUUCAUUUGAAACCUAUGGGAAUUUCAAGUAGGGACAUCACCACAACGUAACUCUGGAAGGGAUUUCAACUCCCCAAACAGCCCUUCAUCAGUAACAGUGGAAGCAAGAGGAAACAAAGGGAUGUGCGUGACCCCAAGAUGCUUCACUCCCCUAAAAAUCCACCCCAAGGGUCCUCUGUGGCUGGAGAACACAGGCUGGACUGUCUCCAAAUUUUGGCCAGGUUUUGAAAUGGGAACCGGACCCUCUUCCUAGCAUUUGUGCAGGAACUUAUCUGGAAUCACAGCCUGAGUAUGCAGACCAGAGCAGAAGCACCAGGACUCCACCUAUCCUUCCUUACCAAGGAUGAAGAGAACAGCUGUCCCAUCCAGGUUCCCUUGUCCCCUCAAGUAGCCCCAAGGAAAGUGGGGGAGCUCCAACAUCUAUAUUGGGUUUGGUCAGGCAAAUCUCAAACACAUGGUCCUGUAGAGCUAAACUGGUCCUUCAAACCCCACCCAAUAUCUUCCUGGGGGCUGCAUCUUCCUGGUGCUGCUCCAAAUUCCUCUGCCCUACCAGCUCCAUAGAGGCUCUCUCAUCAGCUGUCUGGCUGCACCAUGGCAAUCCCAGGUUAUAGUGGCUCAGAGUGAACAUCCUGGAUGUGCUUCAAGCAGCACCACAGAGAAAGGUUCUGCCUCUGCUGCCCAAACACAGGAAACUUCAGAACCAGGAGUGACCCCAUGGCUCUCUGUCUUGUGUCUCAUCAAUAAAGCCAUGGUGGUGGUGA
This is a messenger RNA of Oenanthe melanoleuca, 5321 nucleotides long. Its product is annotated as receptor-type tyrosine-protein phosphatase kappa-like. The coding region runs from base 114 to 4592 and encodes 1492 amino acids. NCBI's taxonomy places the organism in Eukaryota, Metazoa, Chordata, Aves, Passeriformes, Muscicapidae. Gene Ontology annotation, molecular function: protein tyrosine phosphatase activity; protein binding. The transcript has 31 exons. The record is from RefSeq and is a predicted model, not a curated record. Gene Ontology annotation, biological process: protein dephosphorylation.